Molecule: messenger RNA, 2323 nt
Organism: Oncorhynchus tshawytscha (Chinook salmon)
Lineage: Eukaryota; Metazoa; Chordata; Actinopteri; Salmoniformes; Salmonidae
Product: KH domain-containing, RNA-binding, signal transduction-associated protein 1
Exons: 9
Coding region: 189-1391 (400 amino acids)
Biological process (GO): regulation of alternative mRNA splicing, via spliceosome
Cellular component (GO): nucleus
Molecular function (GO): mRNA binding; poly(A) binding
Source: RefSeq, a predicted model, not a curated record
AUUGUUUUUUGUUGCACAAGAAGAACGUCGUCUGUUCUACCAACCUCUUUUGUUCACGGCCCGCUCUCGGUUACCGCUAAAAUACGGACAACGUGUAUCUAGCUAGUUACCGGGGAAUAACAUAAAGCUAGUAAACGUCAUACAGUGUGUUGUUUUGGGGUACUGCCGACUGCUUUGAAACUAAGUGAAUGAAAGCUUUGCAGAACGUGAGCGACAUGAGUUCCGACGCUAAGCCCGAGCCUAAAAAAGGCAAAAUGGAGAAUGAAAGCAAAUAUCUCCCCGAGCUUCUGGCAGAAAAAGACAGCCUGGAUUCGUCAUUUACUCACGCAAUGAAACUGAUAUCUGCAGAGAUUGAAAGGAUUCAGAAAGGAGAGUCAAAGAAAGAGGCAGAAAGAGAAACAUACUUGGACCUGUUUACCACAAAGAACAUCAAGGUCAAAGAACGUGUGCUAAUUCCCGUCAAGCAGUACCCAAGGUUCAACUUUGUUGGUAAGAUUCUGGGACCCCAGGGGAACACGAUCAAGCGACUCCAGGAGGAAACUGGAGCAAAGAUCUCUGUGUUGGGCAAAGGUUCCAUGAGAGACAAGGCGAAGGAGGAAGAGCUGAGAAAGGGCGGUGAGCCCAAAUAUGCUCAUCUGGGCAUGGAACUGCAUGUCUUCAUAGAGGUGUUUGCCCCCAUACCUGAGGCAUACCUGCGCAUGGCUCAUGCAAUGGACGAGGUCAAGAAGUUCCUCAUCCCUCAGGACACCAUGGAUGGUAUCUGCCAGGAUCAGUUCAUGGAGAUUGGCUACCUAAAUGGAGGUCAGGACUCACAAUCCAGGGGAAGAGGGGGCCCCCCAGGCAGGGGCAGGGGAGCACCCCCACCCAACUCUGCAGGAGCCAGGGGGCGAGGAAUGCCACCUCGUGGAGGAGUCCCUCGUGGUGGAGCUUCCCGAGGAGGGCCACCCAGGGGUGGGUCCACCAGAGGGGCUCCAGCUGGUCGGGGUGGACCCCCCUCCACACCCGCUAGAGGAGGCACAGCACAACGUUCCAGACCCCCCGCACAAGGGACGCAAAGGAUGCUCCCGUCCCCAGCCCACUCGCACCAGCAGCACCAUCAGCAGCACCAACAUGCGCAACCACCCAAGGCUGAGGCCUAUGAUGAAUAUCCUGCCUACGAAGAAAGCUAUGCUGAGCCUGCAUAUGAAGGUUAUGACAGUUAUUACAGUCAACAACCUCCACAAGCGGAUACAGAGUACUAUGACUAUGGACAUGGAGAGGCUCAGGAGGCCUUUGAACCCUAUGCCCAGGACGAUUGGGAGGGUUCGUGGCCCACCACUGGAGGCAAAGCCCCUCCUGCAAGGCAGGAUAAGCGGGGGUCCUACAGAGAGCAUCCAUACGGAAGAUACUGAACGGCUCGGGUAGAGGGUUGCCCUGGCAACUGUCUCCCGUUGUAAAUCACUUUUAACUCUCUGAAGUAAUUUCCCUCUUUCUUUAAUUUUUUAAAAAUGGUUUGAGAGCAGGGUAAUUGGAUGUAUCGCAUCGAGUGGGCGUAGCAAGCAAAUGCAAGGAUUUUGAUAAAACGUUUCAUUCAAUGUUUGUUUCCACUGCAUCUUUGAGUUAAGAGCUCAUUUAAUGGUUGCUUGAAGAUUUAAAAAAAAAAAAAAAAAAAAAAAAAAAAAAAAACUUGAUACCUUGUGUAGUUUAAUGUUCAAAAAUGUUAUUUCAGUUUGUCUGUCAUGAGAGGAUUCAGUGGCAGUUGCAGUCUCAUUUAGGCUGCAUUUCAAAAGUAUUUUUAGCUAAUAAACUUGAUCAAUGACGUCAAUGUAACAUCGGCAAUUUAGAAUGAAUGGGGAAGAACCUAAAUACAUUUCUGGACUUUUUUUUUUUGUAUAAUCUAAAAUUCCAUAGGUUCAAUUUUUUUAUUUUUCUUAUUGAGUUUUGAAAUCCAUCCUUAUUAGACACUUGAGACGGUAUGUCCUAAAAUAUCUCGAGUCAUUUCAAUUUGACUUGAUUGUGUAGUACAUUCUACUAUAGAUAUCUUUUGCGAUUGGCUUACUUUAGUCUACAUCUUAUUGGGCUGACUGAUGGAAAUUCUGGUGAAUUACUCUAUUUUGUGUCCUACCAAGAUUUGGACAUGGUCUUUAUGUAAGAACUGCAGCCAACUCAAUAUUAUGUACAUAAACUAAGGACAAUUGUAUUGCUAUCUAAAGUUGUGCAGUCUCCAAAAUGCAUAGUGCUAUAUGUGUACUCUUGCCUAAAUAGGAUACUAAAUAUAUCCACAAAUGUUUUGCUGCAGUGCGUUGUAUCAAUAAAGCCUCAUUUGUUUUUGUUUUUUAUCCAA